AUGCUGCACGAGCCCCCCCUGUACCGCAGGGAUGCGAGGGUCUCGAGCUGCAGGGGCUUUUUAGGAGCUCGUGCAGGUCUGUUGGUGGUGGUGGUGGUGACCUUCCCCUGGCUGUUUGCAGUCAUUGACGCUAUGAUUCUCUCUCUGGCCGCGGCAGCAGCCAUGAGUAGCGGCAGCAGUAGCAGCCUCAACUCCUCCUCCCUCGACCCCUUCGACUCCUCCACCUCCUGGAGUCUGGGCGAGGACCCCUCUAACUCCUCUUCAGAACUGGUCGUACGAACUCUGACCCCUGAACUCCAACCUGCGACCACUGCUGUAGCCGUGCAGGAGGUCAGUCCUUGGGAUAUCGCUCUCUGCGUGACAGGGACGCUCAUCUCCUGCGAGAACGCCUUGGUGAUCGCUGUGUUGUUCUACACGCCAACGCUUCGAGCGCCCAUGUUCAUCCUGAUUGGAUCACUGGCGGUGGCGGACCUCCUGGCCGGUUUGGGCCUCAUCUUGAACUUUGUCUUCACAUACUUGGUCGACAGCUCGGUGGAGUUUGUGACUCUUCUGUCAGUCGGACUGCUCAUAUCGGCGUUCUCGGCAUCCGUCCUCAACAUCCUCGCGAUCACGGUGGAUCGUUACCUGUCCUUGUACAACGCCCUGACCUACCACACUGAACGGACAGUCACCUACACCUACGUGAUGGUAAUCUUCAUCUGGGUGUCGUGUCUAACGCUCGGUUUGCUGCCGGCGCUCGGCUGGAACUGUCUAAAGGACGAUUCGUCGUGCAGCAUCUGCCGGCCGGUCACCAAAAACAACGCCGUGGCGUUAGCCGUCACCUUCCUGCUCGUCUUCGCCCUGAUGAUGCAGCUCUACCUUCAAAUCUGCAAGAUCGCCUUCCGCCAUGCGCAACAGAUCGCCGUGCAGCAUCAGUUCAUCGCCAUCUCCACCACAAAAGGAGUCUCCACGCUGUCGGCCAUCUUGUGUGCCUUCGGGGCGUGCUGGUUGCCAUUCGCCAUGUACUCUAUUGUGGCAGACUCGACCUACCCGGUGAUAUACACCUACGCCACGGUUCUACCAGCCACCUGCUGCUCUGUGAUCAACCCCAUCAUCUAUGCGUUCAGAAACCCGGACAUCCAGAAGUCGCUUUGGAUGGCGUGCUGCGGUUGCGUCCCAUCCAACCUGUCCCUCAGACCCAGGACCUCCAGUGACGUGUAG
Molecule: messenger RNA, 1200 nt
Organism: Notolabrus celidotus (New Zealand spotty)
Lineage: Eukaryota; Metazoa; Chordata; Actinopteri; Labriformes; Labridae
Gene: gpr185b
Product: G protein-coupled receptor 185 b
Exons: 2
Coding region: 1-1200 (399 amino acids)
Biological process (GO): G protein-coupled receptor signaling pathway
Cellular component (GO): membrane
Molecular function (GO): G protein-coupled receptor activity
Source: RefSeq, a predicted model, not a curated record